CGUGUGGCGGAGACGAGGAGGAUAAGCUCGUUUGGAGUCCCGACUUCUCUCCCCUGCUCGGUCUCGUCUUACCCGAUGGGAACUACCGCUCGCUUCCUCCACUUCCCUCCUCCCCUCCCUUCUCCUACCCGGCCCAAACCCCGACCCCUCUUCUCCCUCCUCCGCCCUUCCCUCGCCCUCUCUCCCAACUCUCCCCUCCCGCACAAGUUCCCAUCGCUCACUCUCUCUCUCGGACCCAACCACAAACACCUUGCCCUCCCUCCCCAAGCCCUCUCCAAAACCUCCUCUCUCCCGCUGCCUCCCUUCGACCUCGACCUCGACCUCGACCGUGUUACCCCUCUCGCCAUCUGCAAGUGGUCCGCGGUCCUCGCCAUCGCCAUCGCCGCCGUCAAGAAGGCCGUCUCUCUCGUGCUCAACCCCUUCUUCUGGACCUAUUUUAGCUGGACCUGGAUCUUCUGGCCCUGGAUCUCCGCCGCUGCCCUCGCCGCCUAUGGCCUCCUCUGCUUCCGCAAGCACUCCCUCAGCCGCGCUUCGAUCCUCGAGCAGCUCGCCGUCGUUACCGCCGCCGUCGCCUGGCUCACGGUCGUACCCCCGGCCCACUUCAAUGGUUUUCUUGAGGGCUGGCCCGUUGUCCUCUUCUUCGUUUACCACUACUUCUUCUUCUUCGAGUCGUCCGUCCGCCGACGCCUCUACGGUGACCUCUACGCCCGCCCGCACGACACCAAGUGGGACGUCCGCCUCCCCGGCCCUUUCCAGGUCGGCUUCGCGGUCCUCGUGUUGGUCGGUCAUUGGCUUGCGGCGUACGAGGGGCCUGAGCUGCACAUGAUAUCCGGCGGGUGGGCCAAUGCGGGUGUCUGGGCUCUGGUCGCGGUGACGCUCUUCAUGCGGUACCACUCGGUUCUCUAUCUGGCGAAUUACUCAGAGAAGGUGGUGGUGCCGACGGCGGUGGUGCAGUUCGGCCCCUACAGGUGGGUGCGUCAUCCCAUCUAUGCUUCGACGAUGCUGCUGUUCUCACUGCAUUGCAUCACCCUGCGGGCGCCGCUCAGUUUGCUGUUCCUCGUUGCUGUUUGUCUGGUCUACUACGGGCGGAAGGCAGAGUUUGAGGAAGCGUUGAUGGUGGAGUCCUUCGGAGAAAGGUAUACAGAGUACAUGAACAAGGUCAGAUAUAGGCUAAUCCCUUUUGUUUAUUGACUUGUAAUUUAGUCUAUGACAUUUGCUUGGUUCUCUCAAUUGAAAUUUUGCUCUUUCUAGUUGAGAUGUGGUUGAUGGUCUCUUGUAUUAAACCUUGGUGAUCCUAAUACUAUCAUUGCCCUGAGAUCAUGCAAACUACUCAA
Molecule: messenger RNA, 1334 nt
Organism: Musa acuminata AAA Group (dessert banana)
Lineage: Eukaryota; Viridiplantae; Streptophyta; Magnoliopsida; Zingiberales; Musaceae
Exons: 1
Coding region: 76-1191 (371 amino acids)
Source: RefSeq, a predicted model, not a curated record